Molecule: messenger RNA, 2308 nt
Organism: Cydia fagiglandana
Lineage: Eukaryota; Metazoa; Arthropoda; Insecta; Lepidoptera; Tortricidae
Product: cGMP-dependent 3',5'-cyclic phosphodiesterase-like
Exons: 16
Coding region: 51-2279 (742 amino acids)
Biological process (GO): negative regulation of receptor guanylyl cyclase signaling pathway; positive regulation of gene expression; cGMP catabolic process
Cellular component (GO): mitochondrial outer membrane; synaptic membrane; mitochondrial matrix
Molecular function (GO): 3',5'-cGMP-stimulated cyclic-nucleotide phosphodiesterase activity; 3',5'-cyclic-GMP phosphodiesterase activity; protein homodimerization activity
Source: RefSeq, a predicted model, not a curated record
AAAUAAAGUCGUGUAAAUAUAUUUAUAAUAUUAUUUUAUUAGAAUUUAACAUGAGUGCCAAAAAGACUAGCUGUAUUCAAAGAAGCGACCCCGGGAAAGUUGUAGACUUAAUUAUAAGUUUGAAAGACGACGCUUGUUCUGAACUGCAAACUAAAAUAAAUACUUACCUCAGCGAUGAAUGCGACGCGGAGCUGGUGUUCUCAGUGGUAGUAAACGGCGAGCGCGCGGAAGCCUACAUUGAAGCAGUUGGCAAAAAAGCUCUAGAGAAGAAAUAUAAACUUUUGGAUUGUCAUAAAUUCAUAAAAAAUAUUAAAAAAUCGUAUCAACAGUCGAUGUUAUUCAGUGAUUUCUAUGACGACGUUCAAAAAAUUGUUUCUCCUUACCUGAAAGACAGCGGCAAGAAGCACGUCACAAUGGUCCCGGUGGCAGGCAAACCGUUCGCCCUUGUUGUGUGCCUGGUCUCGCCGAAGGUACAAGAAGAACAUGUUGUCAACUACGUCUACGAGUGCUUUCUGCUAUGCUGGCCAACUGUAAAGAAGACUAUUAUUCUAGAACAUGAAAAGUCCGUGAAACAUAAGUGCCAGCAGCUGCUACGGGUCGCGAAACGUUUAUUCACUCAAGUGGCGUCACUGGACUCGCUGGUGAGACUGGCCACCGACCAGGGUAAGCGCGUGGUGGACGCGGAGUUCUGCGCGCUGAUGAUCGUCGACCUGGACCGUAUGGAGCUCGUUGAGACCUGCUACACCAAGGGUACAGACGAAACGUCCGAAAGACGCUUUCCAAUGGACAGCGGGAUCGCAGGGCAAGUGAUCCAAACCGGCAUCAUCGUGAACACGAGAAAUGCUGCACAACACCCAGCUUAUGACCCCAAUGUCGACAGUCGCCCGGGCAUCGACAUAAAAAACAGUCUGACCUUCCCGAUUCGUGAGCAGCAAGGGAUCAUAGGUGUCGGUCUGCUGAUCAACAAGAUAGGCGACCCGUACUUCGACGCCAUGGACGAGGAGAUGGCACUUUCGUUCAGCGUGUACUGCGGCGUCUGCAUCAUUCACUCACUGGUGUACAAGAAGAUACAUGAGGCGAGCAUCAGGAACAUCCGGGGUCAUGAACUGAACAUGUACCAUAUUGAGGUGAACGACGCAGAAAUGUCAAAAGUGCUGGAAUGCAAGGGAUUCCACAACAUUCCUGGGUUGUCGACGCUGCACUUCAACACGCGAGGUCUGCCUCAGAGAGAGCUUCCCUGUUUGGUCGUGAAGAUGUUCAGUGAUUUGGGAUUUAUACGAAAGUUCAACUUGAAGCAAUCAAAGCUAGUCCGGUUCGUGCUUCAAGUAAGAAAGAGUUACCGAGAUGUGCCGUACCACAACUGGUACCAUGCCGUCAGUGUGGCUCAGUGGGGUUACGCCGCGCUGAUGAACUUUCAGUUGGUGAAGCGUGGAUACUUCAACGAUCUUCAAGCAUUGAUGUACCUGAUUGCGUGCCUAGUCCAUGAUCUGGACCACCGCGGAACUGCUAGUAGUUUUCAAAUUAACGGAGAAACUGCCCUAGCUGCCCUGUAUUCGAGCGAGGGUAGUGUGAUGGAGAGACACCACCUCGGGCAGGCUGUGAGCAUCCUCAACACGGAGGGCAGCGACAUCCUCGAGCCUCUGCCGAGGCGCGAUUACGACCACGCGCUGCUGCUACUGCGCGAUUUCGUGCUGGCCACCGACCUGAACAACUAUUACAAAAAACUAAACGAAUACAAGAUGAUAGCUAGUGACUACCUCAUCGGCAAUCAAAUUCACAUCGCCGCUCUGCAGGCGUUGCUGAUGAACGCGGCGGAUUUCAGCGACCAGAUAAAAGACUGGAGCUCCGUUAAGAAGACUGCUUCGGAGGUGUUAACAGAGUUCUUUAAUCAAGACGAAUCUGAAAACGACCGUGAAGAUGCGCCAAUUUUCGUGGACCCAAAAAACAAGACCGUCAUUCCUGAACUAGAGAUAAAGUUUAUCACUGACACUGUUAUUCCGAUUUAUGAAAUGCUUGGACAAAUAUUUCCCGUCAUAGCGAGCGCUACACAAAUUCUCGAAAGCCACUUGGUGCUCUGGGAUGGAUCGAAAGAUGUCUUCAUUGAGGUGUCGCCAAUUGUUGCGGGUAUAUCAGUUCUGUUAAGUCCGGAACUCGACGGCCUGAUCGAAGCAGCGUUGAACGAGCGCGAGCGAUUGCGGCUCGAAGCGGAAGCGUUGGCGGCCGAGGAGGCGGCGGCGGCGGCGGCCGCGGCGGCAGCCGCCGCGGCUGAGGAGGACUAGUGGUCAUGACGGAAACAUGUGCUAUCCAU